GACGCCAAGGCGUUCCGGAGGGCAGGACUUCCGCCGGAAAUGGGGUUGUCUGGGAAAUCAGAGCAGCGGCGUUCCGGCGGGGCUGCCGGCGGGUCUCACCCCAGUGGGCGCGGGCGGAGAUGGCCUGCGCCGCGGCGCGGUCCCCGGCCGACCAGGACAGGUUUGUUUGUAUUUACCCUGCUUAUUUAAAUAACAAGAAGACCAUCGCAGAGGGCAGGCGAAUCCCCAUCAGUAAGGCUGUUGAAAAUCCUACAGCUACAGAGAUUCAAGAUGUGUGCUCAGCAGUUGGACUUAAUGCAUUUCUUGAGAAAAACAAAAUGUACUCCCGAGAAUGGAAUCGUGAUGCCCAGUACAGGGGCAGAGUCCGGAUUCAACUCAAACAGGAAGAUGGCAGCCUCUGUCUUACACAGUUCCCAUCACGUAAGUCAGUAAUGUUGUAUGCAGCAGAAAUGAUUCCUAAACUAAAAACAAGGACACAAAAAACAGGAGGUAGUGACCAAACUCUUCAGCAAGGAGAGGGAAGUAAAAAAGGGAAAGGAAAGAAGAAGAAGUGACCUGGCAAGACAAUCAAGUCGGACAUACAGCUGUAAGAGCCGUGGAGGGAGCUUUCUGCUUUGUAUCUGGGAGGAGCUGAAGCUUUCUGUUUGUAUCAUUUAACUGAACUAUGAACAUUUGUGCCUCCCAGCUUUAGCAUGAGAGUUGACAAUGAAAUAAAUUUACACAAAAAGUUUGCAUCUAGCUCUUAUGCAGUAUACCAUAAAAGAAAAUUUUUUUGCCUUUCAAUGCAGUUUUUGUGGAAGAAAGAAGCUUAUUUUUAAAAGGACAAUGGCCUCUGCCAUAAGUUACUUGAAAUCCUGUAUCUGUGCUCUAUGUAAAAAUGUUCAGAUAAAUGAGUUUAAUAAGAUUUAAAACACAUAUCGUUCACCUUUUAAGCUAAUGAAAUAAAAUUCAAAACUGA
This is a messenger RNA of Pipistrellus kuhlii (Kuhl's pipistrelle), 958 nucleotides long. It is a transcript of the gene SRP19, whose product is annotated as signal recognition particle 19. Gene Ontology annotation, molecular function: 7S RNA binding. NCBI's taxonomy places the organism in Eukaryota, Metazoa, Chordata, Mammalia, Chiroptera, Vespertilionidae. Bases 120 to 554 code for a protein of 144 amino acids. Gene Ontology annotation, biological process: SRP-dependent cotranslational protein targeting to membrane, signal sequence recognition; SRP-dependent cotranslational protein targeting to membrane. The record is from RefSeq and is a predicted model, not a curated record. The transcript is spliced from 5 exons. Gene Ontology annotation, cellular component: signal recognition particle, endoplasmic reticulum targeting.